UGAAUAGAAAAAUAUUGACGCGAGAUAUUGAAAAAAGUUUCAUUCGUUGACAGUUUUGAAUUGUUGAGAGGGUUGUGAUUCUAUUACUCGCGUGUUCUCUUUCUCUCUCUCUCUCUCUUAUUCUCUCUUUAUGUCUGUCUCUCUUGAGUUACCGGAAGUGAGCUAUCGCGUGGCUAGUAUUCGUGGCUUAAGAGCAAUAAAGGACGUCGGUCUGUCGAGCAACGAGCGAACGAAGAGAGAAAACGGGCCGAGACAGUCGUGCGGAGGCCAAGAACCGCGUCGGAUCGUGAACACCGUCCUCGUGGAAUUGUCAGGAAACACGUGACACCCUACUGAAUCUCGCGACCAAAUUCAAACGAUUCGUGAAAGAGAUUUAGAUCAAUAAAGAGAGAGAGAAAGAGAAAGAGAGAGAGAGAUCUACUUUCGCUGAUCGAAACAUUGCACGUGCGUUCUUAAACGAUAUUCCUACGAAAGAUGUACUUUAUCUUCUUCAUUCUAAUCACUAUUCUAUAUUUGCGUCAACAUUUAUUGUGAACAACGAUUAAUCUUAUUCUAAGCUUACAAAGAGAAAUAUAUAUAGAGAUAGAUAUAGAGAGAGAGAGAAAAUUUCAUUGAAUAUUAUAAUAAUUAAACGCGUGACACAGGAUCGAGAGUAAAGGAUAAUACAAAGUGUACAAGAGAUCUUUGAUGAGAUCGUAAUGGGAAUCAUUUGAAAUUGAGUUUAUCGGCACUGAUCUAUCUCGGAUCUAUCUGAAAUCAAGUGAAAAGUCGUUGUUCCAAAUAUUAAGAGAUUUUCGGCGCAUGAAUCACGGAAUCGACUACCGUGCGAUACUAAAUUUCCUUAGAUCCGUUGGCCCAUUGCCAAGAUCGCGCGAGUUCUUGCUUCGGGCCCCGAAGAAUGGGAACGUGCGAUAUAAUCUCUAAGAAAGAGAAAACCCGAGACUAUUACUAUUGCUCGCGUGAACUUAACUUUUCCCGCGGAAUCACGGAAAAUCUACUUUACUACACUCGAGAACAUAAAAGCUAUAAUGGAAGGAAGAUUUUCAAAAUAGAUAACCAUGGUUCUUAUAUAUCUUACGUGACGAGUGCACGGAGCAUGACGUCAAAUGCAAUUAGGGGUAUUCGAAGGAAAAAGAGUUCGCUGUGCGAAGUAAAGGUGGCCGUUAUCGGAGCGCCAGGGGUUGGAAAAAGUGCGUUGACAGUGAGGUUUUUAACGAGGCGGUAUAUCGGAGAAUACGAUCAUCAAUCUGAAAACAGAUACAAACACGAAGUGCUCGUGGAUGGGGAACCAAUACUUUUCGAAAUUUUGGACUCCUGUCCGAAGAGCGACGACGAAAUGCCGUCGAUGGAAACUUUGCAGUGGGCGGACGGUUUGCUCUUAGUUUAUUCGAUAACUGAUCGAGGUUCUUUCAAUUUCGUGAGAAAAGCAAAAGAAGCAUUAGCUGUAGCCGAUCCAGAAGCUGCCAUGCCACUCGCUAUGGUUGGAAACAAAGCUGAUAUGGUUCAUCUAAGACAGGUCAGCGCGGAAGAGGGGGAAAUUUUGGCUAAAGAUUUUGAAUGUUGGUUCAGCGAAGUUAGCGCAGCAGAACAGGUCGUCCAAGUAGCCGAAUCGUUUCACGAAUUGUGUCGUGAAGUUCUUGCUGCCAGAAGAAGAAACAAACAAUCGUUGCUCGACAGAAUGCUUGGUAGCAAAGCUACGAGAACAUAUUCCAGGGGUAAAAGCGACUCCGCUUUACCCAAGGAUUAAUUAAUUAAUUAUCUUGACUUAAUUAAUAGGAUAGGAUUUUUUAUUGACUGCGCAGAAUUGAGUAAGA
Messenger RNA from Polistes canadensis, 1814 nucleotides. Its product is annotated as ras-related and estrogen-regulated growth inhibitor. Bases 899 to 1747 code for a protein of 282 amino acids. Gene Ontology annotation, molecular function: GTPase activity; GTP binding. The record is from RefSeq and is a predicted model, not a curated record. Lineage: Eukaryota; Metazoa; Arthropoda; Insecta; Hymenoptera; Vespidae. The transcript is spliced from 7 exons.